AUGUCUGCUUCUGCUUCUACUUCUACUGCACCCUUAACGCCUCAGCUAGAACACUUCCUCAAGCCCAUACAUAUCGAUGUCGCAAAGGCCCACGUGCUCGCCCGCGAGCUAUACCACACCUUCCGUCACCUGGCUGCCGAGUCCCUCACCCAGUUUCUGCCUACACCUAUAUCCGAAUCCAUCUUACGCCCAACUGGGGGCUGCGAGAGAGGGCGCGGCGGGACGAAUUUAAGGGUUGGAUUCAUCGAGCUUUUGGGUAGCGAAAGUGCUCCUAUCAGUAACGGCAUCACGUCCAACGGGACCCAUUCCGAUCAUCGGACGCCAUCUAAUCUCCGCCGAGUCUUAGAGCAAUCAUGGCCAAUCCAAGAGACACUCAAGAACGAGAACCCCGACUCUCUGUUUGCCUGGAUCGGUAAUUGCAUCGCCCAGGUUGUAAGGGAUGGGGUCAAAGCCUUUGGUUUGGACCGACACAAUGAGCUUCCGAUGGGGGUGACCUUUAGCUUCCCCAUCGUGCAGGAGACGCUAUCAGAUGCCAUUAUUAUGGCGAUGGGGAAAGGUUUCGCUAUCAACUCCAAGCUGGACCUUGGAACCCUUCUAGUGAACGGUUACGAAAAGUCAAAACCUUCUGACCUACCGCCCAUCAAAGUGGUUGCCAUUCUGAAUGAUGCCGUCGCAACUCUGGUUUCUUUCAUCUAUCAGUUUCGGGAAGAUAGCCGAAAUAAAGCAGCGAUGGGCCUCAUAUGUGGAACAGGUACCAAUGCUACAAUUCCUCUAAGACAAAGCACCCUCAACCCUCAAAAACUGCCCAAAACGAUAACAGUUAGAGCGGAAGACAAGGUUGAAGAUGUCAAGGUUGCCGUCAAUACCGAAUGGAGCAUCAGCGGCGCCGCUCCACCUCUGCGAAAGCUCGAUUUGAUUAGCAAAUGGGAUAUCCAGCUUGAUGUUGCCACGGAAGCACCUGGGUUUCAGCCCUUUGAGUACAUGACAUCAGGGAGAUAUCUAGGUGAACUGGCACGUCUCAUGUUUCUGGACUACUUGAAGUCUCAUCUCGACCUAUCGGAAGAGAAUCUGCCCACACAAUUUCAUUAUCAGCCGCCGCAUCCACCCACACUCCUGCGCAAGCUCGAAGUGGAAUUCCCACCGACUACGUCUCGACAGCCCAUGGAGUGGAGCGAAGAGAGCGCGAUAGCAUUAUAUCAUAUCGCCAAAGCGAUUGAAGUCAGGGCUGCAGCGCUUGUCGCGGCCGCCAUUAUAGGGUUGCUUGCUUGUGCUGACGACAUACCGUUCUCAGAGUCGUUAGAAGGAAAACAAGAAGACAAAAUGAACCAGCAGCGACGACCUACAGCAAACGGGGGCAUUGAAGAAAAGAUGAAUCUAGUGGUAGGGUAUACUGGUGGUUGCAUAGUCCACUUCCAGAACUACCUCGCCGACUGCCAAUCGUUCCUGGAUGCGAUUAUCGAUGCAGAGUUUGGUGGCGGUGGAGGCCACAGUCACACCCCCCCUGUCCAAGUGACAUUGAGCCCCUGCCACGACGGAGGCAUAACCGGAGCCGGCGUUCUAUGCGAGCACGAUGACGCACAACCCGGGCAUCAGCAGCGGUAUGAUACCGUUGCACCGGACGUUGAUCGGGAUGAUGACGAUGCGGGGAAAGAUGACUGUAGGAGUGACAGCGCAGAGCGAGACGCGUUACUGCUGCUCGCUGAGGAAGAAGAGAAUCCCGCGACGAACCUCCUUGCUCCUGGACCGUUGAAACCUGUGCCAAGGGAGUGUAUACUCGGACAUGGCAAUGGAGAUGGUGAUGGAGGGGAUUUGGAAGACGGCGCGAAUAAUAGUAGGACGGCGGAUCAUGGUAGGGAUGCGGAGGGGGAGCGCGAAGGGGAUAGCGAGCGGCCGAGUUUUCUGAUUCAUACCCAGCCGCGACGCUUCCAUGUGCUCUUCGCGGGCAUCAUGCUCACGUUCUUCCUUGCGAACUUCGACGGCACGAUCAUGGCUUCGUCGCAUCCGGUUAUCACGUCGCAUUUUCAUGCGUCGAAUAUGGCCUCCUGGCUCACCACAGCCUUCCUAUUGACGGCGACGGCGUUCCAGCCGCUCGUGGGCAGCCUGUCGGAUACGGUGGGACGCAAGCCGCUGUACCUCGUCACGAUGGCCGUGUUCGCGGGCUCGACGGCGUGGUGCGCGCUCGCGCAGUCCAUCGGGAGUUUCAUCGCUGCGCGCGCGGUGUGCGGGUUCGGCGCUGGUGGGAUGAUGACCAUGGGGGCUAUUUCUAUUAGUGAUUGUGUGCCGAUUGAGCAACGAGGUACCUACCAAAGCAUCAUCAACGUCGUCUACGGACUCGCAGCAGCCUCAGGCGCUGCGUUUGGCGGUGCCUUGGCCGACACGCUGGGAUGGCGCUGGGAGUUCGGUGUCCAAGUCCCUUUCCUGGUGUUAUGCCUAGUGAUCGCUUUCUUGAGCAUGCCGGCCGAUCUGGGCCUGCAAAGUGGGCGGGAGAAGCAGACACUCUGGCAAGCUCUGCGCGGCUUCGAUUUCGCGGGCUCGGCGCUGUUGACUAUGUCGACGACUUUUCUAAUCUUGGGACUGAAUCUUGGUGGUAAUAUCCUGCCGUGGUCCCAUCCGUUCAUCAUCUCCUCCUUGAUCGUAUUCACCGUGUGCUUCCCAUCAUGUAUAUACGUCGAAAGCCGCGCGGCGCGACCCAUCAUGCCCCUUGUGCUCCUCCACAGCACGCCGCGAGCAAACAUGAUAUUCUCAAACUUCCUGGCCUCUUUCCUCAUGAGCGCCAUAUUAUUCAACGCCCCCCUUUUCUUCCGCGCCGUGCUUCUAACAUCCGCCACGCAAUCCGGGCUGUACCUCGCUGUGCCAACUGUCGCAGCCUCGAUGACGGGCACAAUAACAGGCAUCCUGAUCACAAAAACAGGACGUCUGAAAUGGCCCUUGCUGAGUGGCACGACCCUCUUAUUCCUGGGCACGUUCCUGCUGUGCUUCAUGCGUCGCGGCUGGCCGACGUGGGCCUACGUGCUCUGUCUGGUGCCGGCGUGCGUGGGCCAGGGUUUCCAGUUCCCGGGGACCUUCAUCGCCGUUCUCGCGGCGUCGGCGCAGCGCGAGCAAGCCGUCGUCACCAGCACGCUACAGCUCUGGCGGGCGCUUGGCAGCGUCCUCGGCGUGGCCUCUUCUAGCCUCGUCUUGCAGAACGCGCUCUUGCGGUAUCUCGUUGCGUACGUCUCUGUCCCCGACGGCAGCGGCGAGGCGGGGGAGGAGUGGAAGAGGCGGUUUAUCGAGCACGUUCGGAGUACUAUCGAGGCUGUGUCCGAGUUGCCUGACGGCGAGGCUAAGAACGAGGUUAUUCUCAGCUAUGCGGAUGCUUGCAGGGCGACGUUUUGGGUGUGCUUGGUCUUUGCAUUUCUGAAUCUGUUGUUGGUUUUGCCCAUUAAAUUACCACGUCUAGGUAAGAAAUAG
This is a messenger RNA of Xylaria bambusicola, 3450 nucleotides long. RefSeq names its product major facilitator superfamily domain-containing protein. Gene Ontology annotation, molecular function: ATP binding; basic amino acid transmembrane transporter activity; D-glucose binding. The transcript is spliced from 10 exons. The record is from RefSeq and is a predicted model, not a curated record. Gene Ontology annotation, cellular component: fungal-type vacuole membrane. Bases 1 to 3450 code for a protein of 1149 amino acids. Gene Ontology annotation, biological process: basic amino acid transport; transmembrane transport; intracellular glucose homeostasis. Lineage: Eukaryota; Fungi; Ascomycota; Sordariomycetes; Xylariales; Xylariaceae.